AUGCGAAGAGCGUUCUUGCAUAUAUCUGCACUUACGCGGUCGAGAAAGAAGGAUGCGACGGAGCUGAAGUCGACGCUGUCAUUCCUGGCACGAGGUGCAGACGCAUCGAAGACGCUGGCCAAUCUGUUAGACGCAAAGCUUAAUGGUGACAGCAGUACGGGAAGCAUAUCUGCACCAUCAGAGAAGAAGCAUGUGGAUAAUGUUCUGAAAGUACUUAAUGCCACUUUACCAAACGAGAAGGUAAGCGCGAAAAGAGUGCAAGAUCACUACGACGUAUUUUUCCACCAGUUGAAGGCGUUGGUUCAACGUAUUCCUCAGGCAACUGCAACUUCUGUAAAUAGGAAAGCUGGUACCCGAAGUACUGAAAAUGUGGACUUGUUGUCGAGGCAAGUGGACUAUAAACAUUUGACCGGUGAAGAACUGUAUCAACGUUUGAUGUUGCUGCACUUGAUGCAUAAAUUAACCACUGUGGAGAUGAUCAAGAUAAUACUUUCUAAGCAGUUCGAUCAGGUCACAAAACUUAAAGAUAAUAUGUCGCUGUUUGCACCGGAAGUGAGGUUGGAUAUUUCAAUCUUGCUGUUUUAUAGAACGCACGAUGCUGAACUUUGGAAUACGUACUACGCCAUGUGGGUGGAACACUUCAGUUCCCUUUCAAUCCCAAUGAAACGGUUGUUUUGGAGGUGUGUCUAUCAUAGGGGAGAAGUAGAGGAUACGAUUGCGCUGCUCCCCGAUUGGAACAUCAACGAGUUGGUAGUAAUGUAUCAGUCGUUGUUCAAGAAUGCAAACCUGCUCCCGAUAUACCACGACACUAUCCCAGUAUCAAAGAGUAACUGUGACUUAUUUAUGAGAACCCUUAGACUUCUGUCGUCACAAGACCCGCAGUACGAAUCAUACCUGGUAAAAGUGGUUAAGUUGUCUAUAGAGGCCAAGAUAAGCGAUGCAACUGAGAUGAGCAUUCAAAGGCAGUACAAGUUCACAACUUCCUUGCACCUGGUGCUCCAUGACCUCUAUAACAAGACAAAAUCAACGAGCCUACAGGCCGAAAUUCAAGAUAUUUUCCUGCGGAUCGACAGGGAGGAGAAGGAUUUGAAGACUCAAAUGUCUCUGAAAUUUACAUGA
Molecule: messenger RNA, 1119 nt
Organism: Huiozyma naganishii CBS 8797
Lineage: Eukaryota; Fungi; Ascomycota; Saccharomycetes; Saccharomycetales; Saccharomycetaceae
Gene: SMT1
Product: Smt1p
Exons: 1
Coding region: 1-1119 (372 amino acids)
Source: RefSeq, a predicted model, not a curated record